Alnus glutinosa is the source of this 741-nucleotide messenger RNA. RefSeq lists its product as uncharacterized. Bases 1 to 741 code for a protein of 246 amino acids. The transcript is spliced from 2 exons. The record is from RefSeq and is a predicted model, not a curated record. Lineage: Eukaryota; Viridiplantae; Streptophyta; Magnoliopsida; Fagales; Betulaceae.
AUGACAAGUAAACAAGCAUGGGAGAUUCUAGCUUCCAUCUUCAAAGGAGAUGAACGGGUGAAACGGGUUCGUCUCCAAACAUUACGAGGCGAGUUCGAGGCUCUUCACAUGAAGGAUGGAGAAUCAAUGUUCGAUUAUUUUUCACGAUUGUUGGUAAUCGUGAAUGGUUUGAAAAGAAACAAUGAGAAGCUCGAUGACAUCCAAGUUGUAGAAAAGGUACUUCGAUCCAUUUCGUCUAAAUUUGAGCAUGUAGUUGUAGCUAUCGAAGAGUUUAAGGACUUGGAGAAUCUUACAAUUGAAGAGUUGUUGGGUUCAUUACAAGCACAUGAGCAAAGGAUGCAGAAGAAUGCUAAUUCUGGUGUAUUAGAACAAGCACUAGAGAGACUCAAAGCUUCGGAGGUAAGGGACGAGGAGGCUACCGAGGAAGAGGAAGAUCCACAUAUGGACGUGGAAACUCCAAGAAUAUCCAAUGCUACAACUGCAAGAAGUUUGGACACUAUGCCUCAAGCCAAUGUUGCAGAAGCAAUAAAUGAGGUUCGCAGUGAUUCUAUUUUACUUCUCGCUCAUGAUGAUUCAAAUUCAAUAGAUGAGUUUUGGUACCUCGAUUCUGGCGCAAGUAAUCAUAUGUGUGGGAAGAAAGAUCUGUUCGUAGAACUCACAGAAGAAGUUCACGGAAAUGUGAACUUGGGGGACUCCUCCAAACUAUCAGUUGAAGGCAAAGGGAAGAUAAAAAUUUGUUAA